AUGACCAACUUCACGCAAAAUACAACCCAGAUGUUUCUUCAAAAAAGCCUUGCAGAUGUCCUUCGAAAGUGGCGCAACACCUCAGGGCAAAAUCAGGAAGGGCUCCUUGAGCAGUUUGUCAAUGAGACCCAGAAGGAGAUCAACUCGCCCAUUCGGACGGUAAAAGUGAUGGCUAUUCAGAAGGCAAUGUAUUUCCACAUGCUUGGUUAUAGCGCGGAGUACGCGAAUUUCACGACGGUUGAGAUUAUGUCCGACUCCACGUUCGUGAACAAACGGCUUGGGUAUGUUGCGGCAUGCACCACGUUCCGAGAUGACGCCGAUGUUCUUCCCUUGACGCCGGCGCUCCUGAGGCGGGACCUGAACAGCAGUAAUCAGUACGUGGUAGGGCUUGCCCUGUAUUACAUCGCCACCAUCUGCACGCCAGAACUCGCCAGAGAUCUCGUCUCCGACGUCGUCCAACUCCUCCAGCAUCCCUCCACCUACGUUCGCAAGAAGGCGGUGUUAAGUCUCUACAAAAUAUUUUUGGAGUUCCCCGAAUCGCUCCGCCCAAUCUACCCUAAACUGAGGGAAAAGCUCGAGGAUACGGCUGCGAAUAAGGAUACGGGGUCGGUGGUUCGGGGGGCCGUGGUGUGUGUGUUGUGUGAGCUUGCGCGGCGAAAUCCGUCUAACUACCUAAGCCUUGGGAUCCCUUUUUACUCCCUCCUGUUUACCAUUCACAGUAAUUGGACCCUCAUUAAGAUUAUCAAGGUCUUUGGGCACUUUGCUCAAUCGGAGCCGCGUCUUUGUACGAAGCUCGCGGAGCCCCUCACAAACCUCAUCACCACCACCACCGCGAAGUCUGUGCAGUACGAGUGUAUACUCGCCGUGGCCAAUGGAAUGAACAAGGUCUCUUCGCUUACCAAGCUUGCCGUUGAUAAGAUGCGGCUUUUUGUGGAGGACGCCGACCAAAACCUCAAGUGUCUUGGCCUCCAUGCCAUGUCGCGUCUAAGUUUAGAUAAUCCUAAGGUUUUAAUGGACCACCGAGAUAUCGUCCUGUCGUGCCUGAAAGAUGCGGACAUCAUGAUUCGAUGCAAGGCUUUAAAGGUACUUCGGGAACUCGUUACUCCAAAGAGUAUCAUGCACAUCAUCGACGCCAUAGCGGACGCUGCGGUGCGCAUCCCGUCUGACGAAGAGUGGACAAACACCACCAUAGCUACCAUAGUUGAGAUGGCUCAAACGGAUGACUACGGUCUCAUCACAAACUUUGAAUGGUAUUUGAGCGUUCUAAUCGAUUUAAGUGCAAUCGAGAUCUCGGUCUUCCAACAUGGUAGUCUGCUCGAGCGGGAGCUGGUGACGAUCUUGACGCGAGUGAGCAGUAUCCGACAAUUUGGGGUUGAGACCCUCUCCAAGUUGCUUAAUGCCAGCAGCCCCAUCCUCAAGUCGCAUCCUAAAAACUCGACGCAGUGGCGCAUUCUAGGAGCCACGGCCUUCGCGUGUGGUGAAUACCCAUACUGGCUCAGAGAUCGAUGCAAGGUCUGUGAGGACCUGCUCUCCGAGAAAAUUUUGAGGUUCCCUCCUGACAUACAACUUUUAUGUGUGUCGGCUGUUGGAAAGAUUAUUGCGUACACAGCCAGCCCUUCUGAACGGCAUGUGAACCUAUACAAUGGAGAGGAGCAGCUUCCUCCUCUUGAAGGAGUCCAGAGUACAACACUUGAAGAGCUUCGUGGUGCCCUCUUGAACACAAAAUCCAGCAACAUGUCGUGCAUAAGCGCUACACAGGAGCAGAAUUCACCCGAUGUGGGCGUGGAGGCUGAGGCAUUGGCACCACUAGAUCGGUUUCGGUUUAGUGUGCAUCCAGGUGUACAGGAAUAUGCUAUCCUCACACAUUACCUUCUAACUCAGAACCCAUAUGUGGGGACGUUGUUGUACGGCAAAGAGCUGCCUCUUGUUGCAUUGGGGGCGCAGAGCGUCCUUGAAAUUCCAGAUGAUGUUGACUUGGACCACCCACUCUGCGAGGACUUGUCCGCGCUAAUGGCGCUUUCCUCUAGCGAUGAUGAUGAGGAAGAUGCUGGAAGGUUUAGCAAGGAAAACAAUUUUGAGGAUAAUUUUGACCUUCAAUAUCACAUUGAGCGUCAGCAGCAGCUCGAACAGGCCCGCCGUGAUGACAUGUCCGCCUUUUAUCUUGAUGACGCAGACGAUGCGUUGGUGGAUCGUCCACUAAUGAAUGAGGGCGGCACCGAGAAUACGGUUGCCAGCAAGAAAAGUAUUAAUAAUGGAGUCAAAGGUGAUUCAUUCAAUCUCCAUAAAUCUUGCAAGAAGCGCCCAGGUCACCAAUCACAUGUAAUCAAUAGGGAUCUUUUGAAACCACAUAAUUACGUUGCGACCACUAAGACCAGAGAAAAGAAGCUUUUCGAGGAAGAUGAGGCGACACGAAGACUGCGUAAAAUUGAUGUGACGCUUAAGCUAUCUGAGAAUGAGCGACUUCCAGAAACUCUCCCUUAUUCAGUUUUACUUGGAGAUGGUGAUGCUACGCAAGACAAGGCAUUGAAACACAACCCGGAGCGAAAGACUUUGAAACACGAAAAGGAGACUUUCAAUCCUCCACCGGUGACCCUCUGUGAUGAGCAUUCGUUACAGGUCGUGCUUUACACGGAUCGGUGUAAGAUACGCACAAAUGAAAUCCAACUCUAUGUGGUGCUAGAGGUGAGCAACUUAUCCGACUCGUCAGCCUUGCAGGAGGCUGCUCUUGGGUUAAAGGAGGGUGAAGGUGUGGGAUACGGUGCUCAGCAGGCCUACGCUGACGGUUCUCUGGUGCUUGAGCCUUCUAGGGAUAAGCGGGAUUUGAGCUCUGCGUUUGAACUGACCAUGGAGACGACCGCAUACGCGAAGAGUAAUAAAAUUGAUACUACUCACCUGGUUCCUAUCGCAAAAAUGAUCAAGACCGGCGCCACCGCGCGUGUGGCGUUUUCGGUCCGUUUAACGCGGAUUCCCUCAUCUCUUACGGCGCCUUUGCCUCUUUCGUUAGUCUGCACUCGAAACGGCCAGCUCAGCUGUGUUCCCCUUCAAAUGCCGUUUCAAUAUGCAUUCUUUAUCAAACCGGAGCCUCCUAGGUUGACGGUGGCGGAAUUCAACAGGUCUGUGCUUGGAAGCGCUCUGAAGGAGGCCACAACAGCCUCUGCCUUCAUUCCUUGCAAUAAGGCGACGCUCUUGAUCGCGGUCCCUCUGAUUCGGGAACUUCUAAGGUUGGUCCCCAUGGAUAUUUUCAAGGAUAUGGCAACUCUAUACGGUACUGUUCACGCGAGCAAGUCCACACCAGAUAACAGGCAUGUUGCAGUUCUGCUUUGCGAAAUGGAAAGAGAUCAGGCGAAGGGCAUAGAUGUUAAUGUGCGCACCGGCAUUACUGCGCUUGCUGAGCUUUUGAUCUAUAGCAUUGUUGAAAUUAUUCAGAGCUCGUUGGUUGAAUAA
Messenger RNA from Phytomonas sp. EM1, 3444 nucleotides. Lineage: Eukaryota; Euglenozoa; Kinetoplastea; Trypanosomatida; Trypanosomatidae. The record is from the annotation of a GenBank genome assembly.